Molecule: messenger RNA, 2037 nt
Organism: Sclerotinia trifoliorum
Lineage: Eukaryota; Fungi; Ascomycota; Leotiomycetes; Helotiales; Sclerotiniaceae
Source: the annotation of a GenBank genome assembly
CUCACUGUCACUUGUGCUUUCAGCUAUCCACAAUCGAGGUCUCUCGGAGCUUCCCAUAUUGCAAUCUUAAUCAAUGAUUCACAAGAAUCCCGACAAUUGAGUCACACAACUUCCCGUUCUAAAUUCGAGACUUGCAUAGUAGCCGUUUAUAGAGCUUUGACCGGGCAACCUCUCUUCCUAUCAAUCUUUUGUAUAGACUUCCAUGACCAUCUCUUGAGAGUUACCUUUGAAAUAUCCUCUUUCCUUUCCAAAACUAAAGUCAAUUUAUUAGCAAUUUGGCAUCACAGACUGAAUAUUCCAUCUCAUUAUGUUGAUUCAAAAAUUUGGGAAGCUUUUGCUUCCUCUUACUAUCCUGGCAGUCCAGGUCUUUGCACAGGCAGAUAAGGCUAAAUGGGAUGCGGUCUGUAAGCAAAGUAAGAUUGUCUUCUGAACCUUUUGAUGGACUGAUUUGCUAAUUCUAGGCAGAGGCUGGACCGCAAUUUUGUGAGUUAAUGAAAUAGCCCAAAUUGUCUGCUCUCUCUGACGAAAUUCUUAGCUAUGCAGUUCGACGCAGCUGGCAGUAUGCUCUUCCCAGACUGUUUGAUAGAUCGGUACUUACUGGUGUUUAGAACCUACUGGGCAAUGUGUCGCUCCUCCUAUCACGAGCUGUUAUUGGGGUCCAUACACUGUAACAAAUUCCCUUCUUACUGGAAAUCUUCAAUUCUAAACUCUAUUAGGAUCCAAAGGACCAGAAAUCAAAAUGUUGCGGCAAAGAUAAGGUGAGUACUUUCGGCUGUGUUUCUAAUUCAUAAGUUUAAUAUAGGAUUUCUAGGGAACUUUCAGUGUAGAUCCCGUGAUCAAGACAGAGGGAGCAUGUUGCGUCGCCCCAAGUGUGUUCUCGUUCGAUUCUGCUACGCAGAAGGGAGACUGUUGUGAUGUGGGUAAAUCGUACCAUGCGGAUCCAAAGACGUUAUCUGGUAGCUGCUGCCAGAAUUCGGACGAUGUGUAUACCUGUGAUUGUUCUUGCAAGUAAGUCUUCAUUCCAGAGAAUAGCGGAUGUAGGAUUUACUGUAUUCGUACUAAAACCAAACACAGGCCAAAUCCAAAUCCUACUUGCCCUAAGGGCGACCGAAGAACGUUCACAGCUGGUGGCAAGAAGUAUAUUCUCUACUGUAAUUUGAGUUAGUCACCACUUUUCUAUGCAGCCAUUCAGUGCAGUUCUGACGAAAUUCUAGUAAAUCAUGGAACAAAUGAUUUAGGCCAAGCACCCGCAGAUACUAUGGGCGACUGCAUGAGUCGUUGCUCCGGCAUUAGUAAUUGUGUGCGCGCCAUCUACGCGCCAUCUUCCAAAAUCUGCUAUUUACGAACCCACGGUAAUAAGGAUGUACCCGUUACAGCUGAUGGCUAUGAUAGCGCUCAUCUCAUUGAGGAACCCACGACUACUCAAUGCCCGGUAUGUCCUAGCAUUAGUCCCAAGCCAGAACCUUUCCCCGAUAAGUGCCCCGGUGCCGAUAGCAAAAUUACCAUUGUUGGGGGGGUAGAGUAUAAGGUGUACUGCACCGUAGGGCACUCAGCAUCUAAUCCCAACUUGGGGGUAUCAAGUGCAAAGAAUUUCAAGGAGUGUAUGGAGCAAUGCUGUGAGUUCUACUUCUCCCCUAGUAUUAUUGACAUGAUGAUCUGGAAGACUCUAGAGUGAGAAAAUACUAAUUCGUGGAUCUAGCUGCAAAAGCAAAGCCAUUCUGUCAGGGUGUUAAUUAUUAUGACGAUGGAAAUCCUACUGAUAAUUGCGUAUGGGCGAGCGUCUGGGACAGUCCUCCAAAGGGUACGGCGCCUGCUGGAGGAGAUUUCUUAUGUGCUAUUCCUACUACACAAAGGACUUAGUAAAAAAGGCAUCCGCAAAUACUUCCUGGCUCAUGUAACCUUUUUUCCUUUCAAAGUGGCGAUGAUGGGGUGGACGAGAAGAGGAGGUUACAAUCGGGUUUUGGGGGCGGGAGAUCAAGUGUUACUUUAGGCUCAAAUUUCAAUGACAACACUUUUGAAACCGGAUAGAACGAUGUA